AUGAGUGAGGCACCAGAUUUUAUGGAGACUUUGGACAGCAGUGAUUGUACAGUCAUAUAUGACCGUAAACGUGAUGCCAGGGACACGUCAGAAUGCAGUGGCAACUCUUCCAGCAAAAAAACGAAAUAUGAUGCUAAAACAACACUUGAACAUUGUAGUAGUUUAUCUACUGCUCGCGCAACACCAACCAUCAUAGAGACAUUUGAGGGCGGCGCGUGCAAUACUAGAUAUGACCAAACAGAUGAAACACAUCUUAGAAAUGCUUAUGACGAUUCAACAAUUCCUGAAUCCAAUCAAGGAGCUGUAAUGCGGCUUCAAAAUGAAGUCAUCCAGGUACAGAAUCGGUCGAAUUUCCGUAUAACUACAAAAGGCGCCGGUACAAAUCUGAUGAUCGGUCAAAAUCCUAAGGUCGAGUACAAUUUCAAGGAUGGUUGCCCGGAGGCUAUCGAAGACUCAAAUCGAGAGACACGUGAGGCAGUACUUCAUAACGAAACUCAGUUGAAGAAGGCAAUAGUGGAAUCUGAGACGAGAAUAGCUGACCAUGUUGUGAAGUUAUCACAGCAAAUCGAAGAACUAGAAGAGAGAACGAAACAAAACGAGGAAAUGAUACUAUCAUCUAUCAAAAGUGAGUAA
Pecten maximus is the source of this 633-nucleotide messenger RNA. RefSeq lists its product as uncharacterized. Lineage: Eukaryota; Metazoa; Mollusca; Bivalvia; Pectinida; Pectinidae. The transcript has 4 exons. The coding region runs from base 1 to 633 and encodes 210 amino acids. The record is from RefSeq and is a predicted model, not a curated record.